Messenger RNA from Schistocerca nitens (vagrant locust), 1366 nucleotides. RefSeq names its product nucleoplasmin-like protein. Gene Ontology annotation, biological process: chromatin remodeling. Gene Ontology annotation, cellular component: nucleolus; nucleoplasm; cytoplasm. The record is from RefSeq and is a predicted model, not a curated record. The transcript has 6 exons. NCBI's taxonomy places the organism in Eukaryota, Metazoa, Arthropoda, Insecta, Orthoptera, Acrididae. Gene Ontology annotation, molecular function: histone binding; chromatin binding; RNA binding. The coding region runs from base 157 to 771 and encodes 204 amino acids.
CGCGCCAUUUCUUGUACGAUCACUUUGUCACAGGGAGCACUGGAGGCAAGAAGGAGUUAGAGGCUUCCGUUACUUGUGCACACGUGUUGUGAAAUUUAGCGUCUCUGUUAAAACAGAGCUUCUUGGUUUUAUAUUCUAAAAAGAAGUACAAUCAAUAUGUCUGAAGAAUAUUUCUGGGGAUUGACAUUGAAGGGUGGAGAUGAGAAGACAUCAGUGUCUCAGUGGGAUCCUGAUGGUGAUGUUGAAGAGGCAACCAAACCAGGAUUCCGCAGUAAUCAGUCACUUAUAGUGAAACAGGCUGUACUUGGAGCUGAAGCCAAGGAGGGUGAAGUUAAUGUUGUACAGGUGGAAGCUUUGGGAUGCCGCCAGAGCAUAAAAGUGCCAGUUUGUGUCCUAAAGGCUGGCUCUAUACAACAGGUUCUUCUUGAUUUGACAUUCCCAGAUGCUCCUGUAACAUUCAGCUUAGUACAAGGCAAUGGACCUGUUCAUCUAAUAGGAAAUCAUGCUAUAGGUGGACCUGUGGAUGAAGAGAUUGAUGAUGAAAUGGAUGAAGAAGAAUUAGGUGAGGAGGAGGAAGGAGAAGAUGGAGAAACUGCUGUUGAGCCAAGGAAGAGAAAGCUGACCCCGAACCAAAACAAGGUUAACAACAAGAAGGCUAAGCUUGAUGAGGAGCCAGAGGAAAUGUAUGAUGAUGAAGAUGAAAACUUAAGGAAGAAAGCAAAAAACGAUGCUGGUAAACCUAAGAAGGAAAUGUUGAAGAAGAAGAAAUAAAUUUACCAAAAGACUGAUUUUAAUGCUGUGAUUCAUAAGUUCCAUUUCUCACAGUUAUGUUGAAGUGCGGUAUUACAGUAAUGUACUGUCGUGAGGAUACAGGUUCUUUCAGCUGUAGAAUAGUUUACACCUGUAAGAACCUAAGACAUUCAGCAGGAACUGUUUAUGUUGUCUUUAUCAGUAUAGGAUUGUAAAUCUCAUUGUCUUAAUACAUUACCAUUCCUCAUAAGUUCAUUAUGAAUAAUCAGUGGAUAAGUGAUUUUAAUAUCUUAAUGUUCAUACAAUAAUUUGAAUAUAUGUAUCUUUCAAAGACACUGGUCACUAGAUGGAUUUUAUUGAAAUGGUCCCUACUUUGAAAUCCCAGGUAACUCCAAACCUCAGAUUGAAGAAGCAAAAUCUAUUUCGAGCAAGUAUUGGCAUUCAAAUGAUCAGUUCAAACUACUGAAGCAUGAUGUGAUUUUUCAGCUAUAGGGCAGUGGUAAACUAAACACACCUAAACUGACAUUUAGAUAAGUUUUUGUUGAGCAGUUAUUCAUUUACAUUUUUACUCCAUGUACAAACAAAAUGCGCAUUGAAAUAAAUGCAUUUGACAAAC